AUGCCAUCCAGAGAAAAUGGUCUUUCUGGCUCUGCUCCUCACCCCGGGGGCCAGGUUAAUGAUGCUAGUACGACAUUCUCCCCCAUCGCGAUAUGUGGAAUGGCCCUUCGACUCCCUGGUGGACUGGGGAGUCCGCAAGACCUCUGGGACUUCUUGAUAGCCAAAGGCGAUGCGCGGUCCCGGGUCCCUGAGUCACGAUACAAUGUAUCGGCCUUCCACUCCCCAUCCAAGCGACCAGGCACGGUGGUGACUGAGUACGGCUAUUUUCUCGACGAGAGCAUCAAGCUCGGUGCGCUGGAUGCGUCCCGCUUCUCACUCAGUCGGGCUGAACUGGAGGCCGCCGAUCCACAGCAGCGCCAGAUGCUAGAAGUAGUAAGAGAGUGUUUCGACGACGCAGGGGAAGUCAACUUCCGUGCCCAGCCCAUUGGCUGCUACAUGGGGUGUUACGGGGAGGACUGGCUGGAAUUGCAAAACAAAGACCCCCAGCAAAAUGGCAUGAACCGGGUGGAUGGAUAUAGUGACUUCAUGCUGUCGAAUCGGGUCUCAUAUGAAAUGGACCUGCGCGGGCCCAGUAUAACCAUCCGCACCGCGUGCUCGUCUGCGCUAGUGGGGCUAAAUGAAGCGUGUCUGGCCCUCCAACGAGGUGACUGCGACGCCGCUGUCGUUGGGGGUUCGAGCUUGAUCUUUGCGCCAGCCGCGACGGCGUUCAUGACCGAGAAGGGAGUUCUGUCGCCCGACGGGUCCUGCAAGACCUUCUCGGCGGAUGCAAACGGCUACGCGAGAGGCGAGGCCAUCACCGCCGUAUUCGUCAAGCCUCUGGCCGCAGCCCUUCGCGACGGGAAUCCCAUCCGGGCGGUGAUCCGGUCUGUCAUGUCCAACAGCGACGGGAAAACACCGGGCAUCGCCCACCCCAGCACCGACAGCCAGGAGGCUCUGAUCCGGAAAGCAUACCGGGCUGCUGGAAUUACGAACAUGGCCGAGACAGCCUUCGUCGAGUGCCAUGGCACGGGCACCCCAACAGGCGACCCGGUCGAAACGCUGGCCGUUGCGCGGGUCUUUGGGGAUGCAGGCGUGUAUAUUGGAUCAGUCAAGCCAAACCUAGGCCAUUCCGAGGGCGCGUCCGGGCUGACAUCCCUGAUCAAGGGUGUCCUCGCUCUGGAGAAUCGCAUCAUUCCCCCCAAUAUCAAAUUCACUGCCCCCAACCCGAAGAUCCCAUUCGAGGCCUGCAAAUUGACGGUGCCCCUUGAUCCAACGCCGUGGCCGGAAUCGCGAUGGGAGCGAAUCAGCAUCAACUCGUUUGGCGUGGGAGGAUCCAACGCGCAUCUCAUCCUCGACUCUGCUCGCAGCUUUCAGAUCCCCAGCCCGACGCCGGAUGAUUUCCUUGCCGGCCCCCAGCUGCUGCUUCUCUCCGCCAGCGUGGCUGGAUCGCUGCAGCGGAUGACCGAGACCUUCGAGAACUGGGUCCCGCAACACCAGGACCAGCUGUGCAAUCUGGCCUACACCCUAGCUACCCGCCGAGAGCAUCUCCCGCAUCGAUCCUUUCUGAUUGCCGGUCCGGACCGAAUCGUCACCCCGUCGCCCGGCCGGAAGGUGCCCACCUCCGCGCCCAGCCUCGCCAUGGUCUUCACCGGUCAAGGCGCACAAUGGGCACGCAUGGGACGGGACCUCCUCCUGCGCUCCGACUUCUCGUUCCAGAACACCAUCCAGGCGCUGGACAAAUACCUGAAAGCAGCCCCGAACGGUCCCAAGUGGCGAUUGGAGGAAGAGCUCCUCAAGCCGGCCCUGACGUCCAGAGUCCAGACUGCCGAGCUCUCGCAGCCCCUUUGCACAGCCGUUCAAAUCGGCUUGGUGGAUCUCUUCGCCGCAGUCGGAGUCACCCCGGCGGCAGUGGUCGGCCACAGUAGCGGAGAGAUUGGAGCUGCCUAUGCCGCGGGAGCCUUGACGGCGCGGGAGGCCAUCAUCGCAGCCUGGCAGCGAGGCCUGGCCGCUGCAGGGCAAACCCGCCCUGGUGCCAUGGCGGCCAUCGGGCUCGGGUGGGAGGAGGUCCAGAGCUUUCUCUCACCUCCCGCUGUUGUGGUCGCUUGUGAAAAUUCCCCCAAGAGCGUCACUCUCUCCGGAGACGCCCAGGAGGUGCAAGCCGCGGUUGCACGGAUCAAAAAGGAGCAUCCCACAGUCACGGCUCGGCUUCUCAAAGUUGAUAAGGCCUAUCAUUUCUACCACAUGCGCGAGGUCGGAACCAACUACUCAACCACCAUCGGCCGCGACCUGGUAGGAAGGAGACCCGGAAAGCCGUUCUUCUCCAGCGUCACUGGCAAGCAGGAACAGGAUCUGCCCCUGGACGCGGCCUACUGGCAACGCAACCUGGAAUCCCCCGUGCUUUUCCGGGCCGCGGUCUCCGAGCUCUUGGAUCAUGUCGACAAUGUCGCCUUUCUGGAGAUCGGACCACAUGCCGCGCUCGCAGGGCCCGUGAGACAGAUCCUGACUGCUCGGGCAUCUUCAAACUCGGUUCCGUACAUCGCGGCGAUGAGCCGCGGUGAAGAUUGCGUGGAGUCGUUCCUGACAGCGCUCGGAAAGCUCUUCCAGCUGAACUUUCCGAUCAGCCUGAAUGCCCUCUAUCCCUCGGGAUCUUGCUUGCCCGGACUGCCUCGGUACCCCUGGGACCAUGGAGUGGACUACUGGCGCGAGUCCCGCAUCUCCCGUGAUUGGAGAUUCCGCCAGUUUGCCAGCCAUCCGCUUCUCGGCGAUCGUCAGUUGCUCGGCACUGAUCUGGAGCCGAGCUGGAGAAACAUGAUGCGGGUUGAGGACUCUGGCUGGCUGCGAGAUCACAAAGUUGAGGUGGAUAUCAUUCUGCCGUGUGCGGGCUAUCUGUCAAUGGUCGGAGAGGCGAUCCGACAGAUCAGCGGAUCACAGGGGAGCUACACCUUGCGAGGCGUGGUGAUCAGUUCGGCCCUAGUGCUGCGCGAGGGAACACCCACCGAGGUGGUGACGACCUUCCAUCCCCAUCGGUUGACUGAUUCGCUAGAUAGCCAAUGGUGGGAAUUCACCAUCGCCUCGUACAACGGCCAGACGUGGACCAAGCACUGCACUGGCCAGGCCUCGGGUACGGCGGCGGAGGAAGAGCAGACGCGGACGGCCGCUCUCAGGGAUGCCCUGCCGCGGAAGUUACAAUCCAAGAAGUACUACGACCUCAUGGACCGCGCAGGCUUGAACUUCGGACCGAUGUUCAAGCGCCUGAUCAAUAUUGAAACGGGCACGGGGGAGAGAUUAGCGAGAGCAAAGGUGACCACGAACCAAGCGGGAGACGAAACGUACUAUCACCUCCAUCCCACUAUCAUCGACGCCUGCAUUCAGGCGGCUCCUCUUGCUGGCCUCCUGGGCACUGUAGACGCCAAGGCAUACCGGCGAGUGCCCACCAAGAUCGACCGUGUGAUAGUCCGGCAAACCCCCACCAGGGUAGAUGACCUGGAGGUGUCGGCCUCAGCCACGUGUGUCAAAGGCACCGGGGAAGUUAUUGGGCAGGUCCAGCAAUGCAUCGCUGAUGGUACCAUUGUCAUGCACAUGGAAGGCUUGAAGCUUUCGCCUCUCGAAGAGGCCGGCGAGGCAGGAAAGACCGACGGCCUUGAAACCACCGCCCGCCUGACAUGGGGACCGCAUAUCGACUUCUUGGACGCCACCACGCUGAUCAAGCCGUCCUUUCCUAGGCAUCUGUACACGCCGGCUUUGGACGAGCUGGCUCGGUUAGGUAUGAUCUACGGCAGUCGGCGCAUCAAAGAUGCUAGCACGCCGGUGGCGCAUAUGCCCCUGUAUCGCGACUGGAUGAACCGCCAGGUGGAAGCAAUGCGGCUUGAAGAAAAAUGGUCCACCUUCCUUGCCCUUGAGGAUGAGGCCCUUGUGGAGAGGAUCGAACGACUGGUGCAACACCUGUCCGAGACUCCCGUCGUCGACUGCGCUAUCGGGCUCCAGAAAGUAGCCACCAACAUCGCGGCGCUCUUCACCGGCGAAACAGAGGCCCUCGAUAUCCUUCUCGCGGAUGACACCUUGUAUAAGCUCUAUGUUGUCACCGACGCGUGUGACCGGUCCCAAUUCAUCCAACACCUAGCCCAUACUAAACCCAACCUGCGAAUCCUGGAGAUCGGAGCCGGCACCGGCGCGACGACGGCGAGCAUCCUGAAGCUGCUACGCCUGCCCAGCUCUACUGGCUCCAGCUCCACACCCUCCCUUUUCUCCAAGUACACGUACACGGAUAUCUCCUCGGGCUUCUUUGUGACGGCCAAGGAGCGGUUCAGUGGGGAGAGCAACAUUGAGUAUCGCACCCUGGACAUCAGCAAAGACCCGUCCGAGCAGGGGUUCGACGGGGAGAAGUACGAUCUGAUCCUCGCGACCAACGUUCUGCAUGCAACGAACUACCUCGGUGAAACCCUCCGAAAUGUUCACAAGCUCCUCGACCCGAACGGGCGACUGCUCCUUCACGAGCUGAACUCCCCCUCAAAGUGGCCCAACUUCAUCUUCGGCACACUGGCGGGCUGGUGGUACGGUGGGCCGGAUGGAAGACCGGACGAGCCUUGCGUAUCCCCGGCUCGUUGGGAGUUGGAGCUGAAAGGCGCCGGUUUCGCCGGCUUGGAUGCGGUGGUGCUUGACGGCGAGCAGCCGCAUCAGCUGAACGCCAUCAUGGUGGCCAAGCCACAGGUCGAUGAUGGUACAGACCAGAAGAGAACUGUCAGUCUGCUCUGUGACCCCAGUGAUGACAGUUAUGCGGACUCCUUGUCGCGCCGGCUUAACAACCGAGGCUACGAGGUGCAGACAUUCCGGCUCGGGGACGAACUGCCCCAGUCCCAGGACAUCAUCUCCCUCCUCGACUGCACUCGCCCAUUCUUCGAAGACAUCGAUGCGACUCGUUUCGCAGCCUUCCAGCACCUUCUAAAUACCGUUGGGGAGUCGGGUCUGCUGUGGAUCACGCACCUCUCUUAA
Aspergillus luchuensis is the source of this 4968-nucleotide messenger RNA. RefSeq names its product type I iterative PKS. NCBI's taxonomy places the organism in Eukaryota, Fungi, Ascomycota, Eurotiomycetes, Eurotiales, Aspergillaceae. The record is from RefSeq and is a predicted model, not a curated record. Gene Ontology annotation, biological process: secondary metabolite biosynthetic process; fatty acid biosynthetic process. The transcript has 2 exons. Bases 1 to 4968 code for a protein of 1655 amino acids. Gene Ontology annotation, molecular function: fatty acid synthase activity.